AUGAUUAGAAGAGAAUUGUCCUUUAUUUUUUUAUUUCACAGGUGUAUCCCUUCACUGAACAAUGUUACCUCAGAGUCCAAUGAUGAGGAGUCUGGUGUGAACAUUGUCAAGGCAGCUCUCACUGCUCCCUGCAAGACUAUAGCAAAGAAUGCUGGAGUAGACUCAGAGAGAGUUGUGAAUAAACUCCUCCAGUCCCCAGACCCUAACGAAGGCUAUGAUGCACUCCAUGACAAAUACGUAGACAUGAUACAAGCAGGUAUUAUUGAUCCAACUAAAGUGGUGCGUUCAGCUCUUCAAGAUGCUGCUGGCGUGGCAUCCCUUCUCUCUACAGCUGAUGUGGUAGUCACUGAAAUACCAAAGGAGGAUCCACCAAUGCCAGCCGGAGGGGGAAUGGGUGGUAUGGGCGGCAUGGGAGGAAUGUAUUAAAGACUUGUUGUGAAGCGUGAAAUGAAAUUAUUAUUGUGUUCUAUUUUGUCUUUUUGUGUUUGUUAAUAUUUUUUGUGUAUAUAAAUCAUUCUCUGACAUGACAGCAUGGACUGUCAAUUUUGUGAAA
Molecule: messenger RNA, 553 nt
Organism: Amphimedon queenslandica
Lineage: Eukaryota; Metazoa; Porifera; Demospongiae; Haplosclerida; Niphatidae
Product: 60 kDa heat shock protein, mitochondrial-like
Exons: 3
Coding region: 1-426 (141 amino acids)
Biological process (GO): protein refolding
Molecular function (GO): ATP-dependent protein folding chaperone; ATP binding
Source: RefSeq, a predicted model, not a curated record